ACCAGCUCCAACAUUAUAGAAAUGAAACCAAAAGAAUGAAAUUGAAGGAGUUAUGCAGAACCAGAUGGGUGGAGAGACAUGAUGCUUUUGAGAUUUUUUGGGAUUUCCUUCCAGCAAUAAUAGAAACCAUGGAAAAGAUCAAAUCAGUGGACAAAAGCCCAGUUGCCAUAAGUGACACACAAAGUCUAGAAAACAACAUAACAUCCUUUCAAUUUCUAGUCUCCCUGCUUGUGACAAUGAGAUGUAUUGGAUACCUGAAACAACUUAGUACAUCACUUCAAGGUAGAGCUGUUGAUGUUGUGAGUGCCCUUGAGUCAGUGAGCCUUGUCAAGGAAGCUUUACAGGAUGUGAGAGACAAUAUUGGUGAAUUCCAUGCUAAGUGGUAUUCACAAAUAUUGAAGAUGGCAGAUGAUCUAGAUGUAACCCCAUCUAAACCAAGAACAUGUGGCAGGCAGACAACAAGAUCAAAUGUGCCAUGUGAAUCAACAGAGGAUUAUUACAAGAAAACCAUUGCUAUCCCUCUGCUUGAUCACAUGUUAACAGAAAUGAAUUCCAGGUUUGGUGACCUGCAAAUCAAGGCAUCCAUGGGACUUCAGGUAAUACCUGCCAUGAUUGGUCAAUCCUCAACUACUGAUUUUGAGUAUUUUGUGGAUGAUUUACCAUCUCCUUCAACACUGGAGCAAGAGAUGCAUAUGUGGAAAUUAAAAUGGGCAAAUGAGUCUGAUCCACCUUCAGAUAUUAUCACAGCAUUACAAAACUGUAUCUCAAUCAUAUUUCCUAAUGUGCACCAAAUUUUGAAAAUUUGUGGAACAUUUCCAGUAACCUCAUGUGAAUGUGAGAGAAGUAUCAGUAGACUGAGACUUGUGAAGACAUACUUACGAUCAACAAUGUCAACAAGUAGAUUAUCUUCUCUUAUCAUGAUGUAUGCUCAUAGGAACAUGACUGUAAAUCCAAAGGAGGUGGGGAUGCAGUAUGCAAGGAAAAAUCCAAGGAGAAUAGUGCUACCAGACAUUCUUGUUGAUUAA
Molecule: messenger RNA, 1025 nt
Organism: Mytilus trossulus (common blue mussel)
Lineage: Eukaryota; Metazoa; Mollusca; Bivalvia; Mytilida; Mytilidae
Product: 52 kDa repressor of the inhibitor of the protein kinase-like
Exons: 2
Coding region: 36-1025 (329 amino acids)
Molecular function (GO): protein dimerization activity
Source: RefSeq, a predicted model, not a curated record